GGAGGAAGGCGGUGCUCGUCUUUGCCUCGGCGAGGAGGCUCCACCCGCUCGGGGUCCUUGCGAGUGGUAGGCGUGCUCGUUGACGCUUCGCGGGCCGCCUUCUUUUUCCUCCUUCCUGUUUUGGCUGCGAGGCUGGAGAGAUGAUGGACGACGACGCUGGCGCUUGAGAGGAGGCGAGCGGCCGCUGCCCGCCAUGGCGGAGGAUUCGGAGCUGGAGAGGAAGGCAGUGGAAGAACUUCUAAAAGAAGCCAAACGUGGAAAAACCAGAGCAGAAACUAUGGGGCCUAUGGGCUGGAUGAAGUGCCCUCUAGCCAGCACAAACAAAAGAUUUCUUAUCAAUACUAUUAAGAACACGUUACAGUCCACGAAAGAGCCAGAGCAGGGACAGAAGCCUGAGGAAGAUGAAAAGGAAUCCAAACCAAGCCUGAGCAGGGAAGAAAUGAAACCAAAGAGACACAGAUUGCACCCUUACACGCCUAGCUUUCGGGCUAGGAGGAGAGUCAGCCGUUCACCUCCGAGACAUCGGAACAGGAAUCAGCACACACAGGAGAAGUAUGAAAAGCAGUCCAGCAAGUGAUGAAGAAUAUGUGCUGUGUUAAGGCAGGAAUGUCAUUAAACACAGAAUGGUGGAGAUGUCCACCUGAAAUUGUCAUGUAAAAAAAAAAAAGAUUGCAUAGUUCUUUACUGUUUUUCUCCCUCCCUAAUUAAACUCUCCUCUGAUGGUUGUAAUCUGUGUUUAGCACAAGUUUUGACAAUGCCUAAGUCAUUAGAAGUCAAGAGACUUAGGAGAAUCUCACUCUGAUUAGAAUGGCACUGUUAGAAACAUCACCCUUUGAUUAACAUAGAUAAAUAUGCAUUGUGUGUACAUGAAAAACCUUUGCAUUGUCUUUUUAAACGCUUCCUAAACCCUCUUUGAUUUUAAAGGGUUUCUGUUCCAUGGGCAAGGAAAGCUGGAAACACUUCUUCACCUUCAUAUAAAUGAUCGAGGGAAAGUAUCACCUCAGAAUGGAUGGCAUAAGUGCCAGAGUUACAAAUUAAUUUGCUUUAAUUUUUUUUUUUUAUUUAUACUGCCCUCAUUUAUAAACCAAGGAGGCAUUUGUCCUGACCAAGCGCGUUAGCUUGGGUCCUGCUGAACAUUUCUGCUGACUGAAAAAAAAAUUUUGUCAAUGGAAGACAGCUUUAUUGCCUCCCACCACAGCCCCAAAUGCCCCAAGGGACAGCCUAAGGAGGGAGUCAGAGGUCUUCCAUGGGGAAGGGAAAUCAACAGAAAUUGGCCCUUUACAUCAGGAGAAAUUGUGGGAUCUAGCCCACUAUUUUGUGAGCAUAGAAUAUCCCCCAGCAUUGAAGUGAAUGAAGGCACCCUCUAUUUGACCUUAUUAAGAGUUUUGUACAACUUUGAAUUUCAGUCAUCGUUUAGAUCAGUGUGUGAAUUUGGCUCCCAUUGUUGUGCACCUGAUUGGUCAACUGACAUGAAGUGAACCAUCAUCUAAUAAGGACAACACCUGCUGUGUAUUGCUUUUUCUCUGGUGUGCAGCUAUAUGGUGAAGAAUGAUGAUUCUGAAAAUUAAGCUUUACUAAUUAAAGGUGGAAUUAUAAAAUAGUAUAGGAAGUUGCCACUUGAAUUUGAAUUGCUAUUCUGAUAGAGUUGUAUUGUAGAGUUCUAAAUGCUUUCUUUACUUCUGGUAAUUGACAUUUGUCAUUCUUUUGCUCUGUGGAGCUGUCCGUUGACAUUUACAGGCUUUAGACAUGGUUAUCUGGUGUGUGUGUAAUUGUUUUCAGUGAGUUAAUAUUAAACUUGUAUGACUGAA
Messenger RNA from Heteronotia binoei (common prickly gecko), 1808 nucleotides. It is a transcript of the gene POLR1D, whose product is annotated as RNA polymerase I and III subunit D. Bases 194 to 577 code for a protein of 127 amino acids. The transcript has 3 exons. The record is from RefSeq and is a predicted model, not a curated record. NCBI's taxonomy places the organism in Eukaryota, Metazoa, Chordata, Lepidosauria, Squamata, Gekkonidae.